CCCUGCGGACUUUUUCAGCAGUAGUCAGUAAUUUAGGCACAGACAGAGUCAGAGUUAAACGGCCAAUAAGAACCUCACAGACUGUUAUCGUAGAAUUAUAGAUUAUGGAUGACGAUAUUCCUGAUUUAGUGGAAGAGUUACCAGGGAACUUAAAUGAGUUACCUGUAACUAAGAAAUCAUCGACUGAUCUACUUAAGACUCAGCAAGAGCAAGUAUCAGAUAACAGUAAUGAAGAUAAUAAUAAUGAUGAAGAACCACUAAAUAGAAAAAUUCCCGUAUCUAUUAUAACCGGAUAUUUGGGAUCAGGAAAAUCUACAUUACUCGAUAGAAUAGGGAAAACUUCUAAUAAACGAUUAGCAAUUAUAUUGAAUGAAUUUGGAGAUUCUUCAGUAAUAGAGAAAUCUGUUACUGUUAAAGAUACUCAAAAGAAUGAAUCUAUUGAAGAAUGGUUAGAUCUUGGUAAUGGAUGUUUAUGUUGUACAGUUAAGGAUAAUGGAGUGGCAGCUAUUGAACAAUUAGUAGAAAAAUCAAAAGAUAGAAUAGAUUAUAUUUUAUUAGAAACUACUGGUGUAGCAGAUCCAUCUCCAAUUGCUAAAAUGUUUUGGUUAGAUGAAGGUUUAGCAUCAAGUAUUUAUAUUGAUAGUGUAAUAACAGUAGUUGAUGCUGAAAAUAUCCUCACAUGUCUUGAUGAUAUUGGAGGACAUUGGCAUCGAGAACAUCAUCAUUUAAAAUCAGUUCAAGAUACAAAUAAUGAUACUAGUCAAGUAGAAAUUGAAAAUGAAGUUAAACAAUUAGAAGAAGGUUUAACUACAGCCCAUAUUCAAAUAGCUUUGGCCGAUACAAUAUUAAUUAAUAAAAUUGAUAAAUUAAAUGAUUCGAAAGAAAAACUUGAACAGAUUGAAAAUAGAAUAAGAAGUAUAAAUCAAACAGCUCCACUUCAUACUACAAGUUUUGGAGAUAUUCAAUUAGAUAAGAUUCUUGAUCUUCGAGCAUUUGAUUUAAGUUCUGAAAGAUUAAGUCAAUCAAUUUAUAUUCAACAAGAUACUAGUUUUCAUGAUCAUCGAAUUACCACCAUUACAUUGGAUUUCCCCUUCUUCACUAAGGAUGAACAAUUUGAUCAAUUUGAAUCAUUUUUACAAUAUGUACUAUGGGAAAAUAAAAUGAAUUCCAAAGAUGUUGAAAUUCAUCGUCUUAAAGGAUUAUUAAUUAAGAAAACUCAUGAUAAUGAAGCCAUUGUAAAAGUAGUUCAAGCAGUUAGAGAUACUUAUGAUAUUGUUGAAGAUGGUCAACUUUUAGAUGAAGUUCAUGAUAAUAAAGUGGUGUUUAUAGGUAAAGAUCUUCAUUAUGAUGAUAUCUUAACUGAAUUAAAACAUUAUAUAAACUUUUAGGUAAAUUGGCUUGUAUAUAUUGGAGUAAUAAAUUGGCAUGUAUAUAUUGUAAUAAAAUGGUUAUAUACACACACACACAUAGUAAAUAAUUACG
Molecule: messenger RNA, 1482 nt
Organism: Scheffersomyces amazonensis
Lineage: Eukaryota; Fungi; Ascomycota; Pichiomycetes; Serinales; Debaryomycetaceae
Exons: 1
Coding region: 105-1388 (427 amino acids)
Cellular component (GO): cytoplasm
Source: RefSeq, a predicted model, not a curated record